This is a messenger RNA of Cryptomeria japonica (Japanese cedar), 941 nucleotides long. RefSeq names its product 13 kDa ribonucleoprotein-associated protein. Gene Ontology annotation, biological process: ribosome biogenesis; maturation of SSU-rRNA; mRNA splicing, via spliceosome. The record is from RefSeq and is a predicted model, not a curated record. Lineage: Eukaryota; Viridiplantae; Streptophyta; Pinopsida; Cupressales; Cupressaceae. The transcript is spliced from 5 exons. Gene Ontology annotation, molecular function: RNA binding. Gene Ontology annotation, cellular component: nucleolus; box C/D methylation guide snoRNP complex; precatalytic spliceosome. Bases 226 to 675 code for a protein of 149 amino acids.
CACUCAUACACCAAUGAGACCACUUCUCAAUUCGUUUCUUGGUUUUGAAAACAAAACGAUUGUUUUGUUAAUGUGAAUUACGAAUGAAGGAAAUUACAUUAAAAAAUAAACACGACUAUACUCCUGAAAAUUGUUUAUCGAAGCUGAUAGUCUUCAUUAGGGCUUGGUUCCCAUGCUGUUAGCAGGGUUAGCAUUGUUAUUGUUAAGCUAAGCGAACUUCUGAUAAUGAAUAUAUUAAAACCUCUGCAACUCCUAAGGCAACCGCUUAGAGUAAGCCUUCGCAGCAUCUCCAACAAGCCGGCGGUGAAUCCCAAAUUUCGUCCAUUAGCAGACGACGAGCUCACCAGUGUAGUAUUGGAGCUCGUAUGGCGGGCUACAGCUUGCAAUCAACGGAAAAAGGGUGUCCAUGAAGCAAAGAAGACAUUGUACUGGAGAACUUCAGAGUUUAUAGUUAUGGCGGCUGAUACAGAUCCUACUACCAUUCUUGAUCCUUUGAUCUCACUGGCCAGAGAAAAGAAAGUACCUUACGUGUUUGUGCCGUCAAAAAUUGAAUUGGGCGGUGCUUGUAAAGUGAAUGCGGCUGUUGCAGCAUGUUCUAUCUUAACCUGUGAGAAGAGUUACAUUGAGGGAGAUGUACUAACGGUUAAGGAGGCCAUAAUAAAUCUGUCGAAUUGAGGUUACGGGAGUAUGCGUCUUUUAAAGGCAUAGGCUAAUUUUGGGUUUAGGGUUUAUGAAUCUUGCAACUGUACCUACGGUCUUCUGGGUCUCACCAUUGCGGCCUGAUUUUCAUUCUUGAAAAAAAGAGUUAUAACAUUUUGUACUUUGUCAUGAUUGAAUGUCACAUUCAAUGGAUGACUGAAUCAUUUUUUCCAAAGUGAACUAUGAUUCUUUCAUUAAAAAAAUAAAAGUUCAACAGUUGCAUUCUUACAGUGAAAGAUUAA